Aspergillus caelatus is the source of this 1167-nucleotide messenger RNA. Its product is annotated as kinase-related protein. Lineage: Eukaryota; Fungi; Ascomycota; Eurotiomycetes; Eurotiales; Aspergillaceae. The coding region runs from base 229 to 939 and encodes 236 amino acids. The transcript is spliced from 3 exons. The record is from RefSeq and is a predicted model, not a curated record. Gene Ontology annotation, cellular component: cytoplasm.
GCCGACUGCCUCUGUUUAUCUCAAUGGACCACCGAGCUUUUCUUUGUCCGUCACAUCAACUAGUAUUGCCGUUUUGCAUUGAGUUAUUCACACAUUGAUCCCAAGGAUUACCUUUGAAGGCCCUGGAUCUGUUUUGAAUGAAUUAGCCUCCUCGUUAUCUCGCGUCCUUGCUGAAUAUCUUCCCUUCACCCCAAAAUCCACUCUGGAUCUAUAGAUAUAAAGGCAACCAUGGAUAUCCAGGUAGACAGACUAGUCGAUAAGAUCUGGGAUAAAACCCGAUCUACGCCAGACGAUUCCCGGUUGAUGAUAGCAGUGAGUGGCAUACCGGGCUCCGGAAAGACAGCACUUGCCAGCAUGAUGGCAAACCGCAUCAACCAACUCUACACGGCACAGCAUCCCAAUUCACCGCCUAUCGCGACUGCUAUCCCUAUGGAUGGGUAUCAUCUUACACGGGCGCAACUCGCUCAAAUGCCCGACCCGGUGUAUGCUGCUGCGCGACGGGGUGCAGCUUUCACCUUUGACGGGGAGAAGUUUUUGAAACUAGUCCAGGCUCUGCGGGAGCAGUUGACGCUGGAGACCCAAAGCUUGUACGCGCCAAGCUUUGAUCAUGCAGUUAAAGAUCCUGUCGAUGAUGAUAUUGCCAUCCCCGCCACGUGUAGGGUUAUUUUCUUCGAGGGGAAUUACCUGAGUUUAAAUAAAGAGCCGUGGAAUAAGGCGGCGCAACUGAUGGAUGAGCUUUGGUUUGUGGAUGUUAAAUUCGAAACCGCUCGAAAGAGGUUGGUUCGGAGGCACGUCAAGGCGGGUAUCGCAAAGGAUGAAGCCGAGGCAGAUAAACGAGCGACAGAAAAUGACCUUGUAAAUGGCCGGGAAAUCGUGGACUAUAGGUUGCCCGUUCAGGAGAUAAUUACAAGUCGUUAUGACCCUAAUUGGGACCGGUGACUGAUGGGUCUUGGGUGUAUUUUCGGUGCGGUAUGAGGGAUAUAUGGUUGACUGAAGCAUAACUCAUCUUACAGCGUUCCCUUUUGUUUCUGAUUCUUAAAGAAAACCUCAUGGAAGGGGGAUAGAGAACAUUACACAUAGUGGGUAUACUAUAAUUAGACGCAUAGGGAGUCUGGCCACUUAUUACUUUAGCUUAUUGCUAGCUGUUGGAUAAAUUUAGGAUAAUAA